This is a messenger RNA of Ilyonectria robusta, 4830 nucleotides long. RefSeq lists its product as uncharacterized. The record is from RefSeq and is a predicted model, not a curated record. The transcript is spliced from 8 exons. The coding region runs from base 1 to 4830 and encodes 1609 amino acids. Lineage: Eukaryota; Fungi; Ascomycota; Sordariomycetes; Hypocreales; Nectriaceae. Gene Ontology annotation, molecular function: protein binding.
AUGUUGAAAUUACUUGAGAGUCUUGCGUCGGGCAAGUUGACAUCUGUUGAGGUUACGUUGGCUUUCUCCAAAGAGCUGCAAUUGCCCGGCAACUGGUUGCUUGACGAAAACCUUCUUCCAACAAGCGCAAGAGAGAGCACAAUACCUGGACGACUUGCGCAUGCAAAUCUUCGUACGGGAAAGACCUCUAACAGCUUGAAGUCGGCGGGUUCAGACAACAACAUCUUUGGUCGUGUGUUGAACCCUUGGAAUACGAUGCUUGGGGCCGGGGGAUCGAGCGGUGAAGAGGGCGUCCUCGUUGCAUCCCGGGGAUCGCCGCUUGGCGUUGGCACGGAUCUUGCGGGGUCCAUUCGGAUUCCGUCCUUGUGCUGCGGAACAGACGGGUUCAAACCAUCAGCUGGUAGAAUUACGGCAAUUUCCUUCGGAGGUCAACAAAGCGCACCCAUCGUUGCGGCAAUUUUGACACGUAUCUUGUACGACCGUGGCUGCUGGCUGUGUAACUCUUCCUGGAUGUUGGUUGGUGGCCUGGUUGCAGCCUCAUCUGCUGACUUGGCCAAAUUCCAUCACCGCUUCAAAUCCCACUCCGACUUCAUCAAACAGCAACGAGAGCAAAAGUUUUCCUGGAGGCGCGACGCCCCGAUGAGUUCUCCCCUGGAUCUCUGGGCGGAGGCCUUCAAGGCUCUGGAGCCGGAAACGCAGUCGCGGCUGAGCGAACUGGGCACCAGCCCGUUGAAGACGACUGAGGGAAUUCAACAAAUCAUCGACUCUGCCCGACAAAAAGAGACUGACUGCCGGAACAAGUUUGGGGUGUUCAAGAUCGGCAAACGUAAAUUGGAGCUCGGGAUUUGCUUCCACAAUAUUGUCAGUUGGCUCAACAUGUUCAAGGAGGUUGGCGACACUAUCGUGCAAUAUGACCCGGGUCAUGCCGCACUGCCAUGGGCUUUGUUCCGCUUCAUCUUACAGGCUGCGACCGUUCACCUGGCAGAUAUGGACAAUAUCCUAGAAAUCCUCGAGACGACUUCUCGUCUAAUCUACCACGGCCAUGUGCUUGAAUUCACCUAUUCCCCAACCACUAUGGACGUACAACAUCCACUAGCACAGCAAUCGCUUGAUCUGCUCAACAAAGCUCUGGUCACACUGUACACGGUUAUCCUAAGAAAUCUCGACUAUUGCUGCUCGAAAUCGAAACAAAACGCAAUUCGCCGCAGCUUCACGGGCACCCUCAAGCCCAAAGAAACUCAAGACCUCCUUGAUGAACUUGAGAAACAAGAACGCCUUGUGCUCCUUCGGGCAGAGGCCUGCAGGGGGUUGCUAGGUCACCAGGCUUCAGCUCAUUUACUGUCUCGCCUCGAUGACCUCUUGUCUUUCUGUCAGGAUCUGGAUCGAAAGGUCGUUGGACUCGUUGCGGUAGCCGCCGAAUUCGACCGGAUGCUUGUAUCUGUUGGUAAACAAGAAAAGCGUGAGACGCUCGAGUAUAUCUCAGACAUUCGAUACCAAUCACACCACAGCGACGUUAGCAUUGAAAGAACAGAGGAGACCUGUGAGUGGAUUUUACGAAAGAAGAGAUUCAUGGAAUGGUGUGAUGGACAGUCUUCAUCGGUAAUAUUACUAAAUGGAUAUGGCGGUGCCGGAAAGACAUUCCUUGCUUCCAAAGUGAUUGACCACGUCAACAAGGUGACGCAAUCUGGCCAGGCCAUGGCCUAUUUCUAUUGCAAACGGGACGAAAAAACACGACGAAAUCCCCUAGGAAUUCUCCGCAGCCCCAUUCGACAGAUCGCAUCGAUAUCGCACGACAAUGACAUGAUCCAUGGGGCAGUCCAAGAGCUUCGGAAUAAGCUGGAAAAAGACCAGUGCAGAUAUGAAUGCGAUGAUGAACCAUGUGCGGAAUUGAUGACGACUCUGCAAACUUUGAUGGCACAGUGCAGCAAUCUCAAACUCUUCAUCUCGAGCCGGCCCGACAGAGACAUCCAACGCUAUUUCGGAUCACAGCCUCUCAUUCAAAUCCAGGCAACAGACAACCAGAAUGAUAUCGGAAAAUAUGUCCAACACAAGCUAUCUACUGAUCGUCGCUGGGAGGAUGUGUCUCUGGAACUUCAGGAAGAGAUUCAAAGAGAAUUACUUCAGCGAAGCAACGGCAUGUUCCAGUGGGCUGCUCUUCAAAUGUCCCAGCUCUCGCAACUGAAGAUAAAAACCGAAGAAAGCAUCCGACAACGGCUGUGUCAUCUUCCGGAUGGUCUCACAGCUACCUACGACCAAAUAUGGGAGGCCAUCGACAGCUUGGAUCCCUACAAUCGGCGGGUUGCGUAUCGCGCAUGUCAAUGGGUAUCAUGCGCCAUGAGACCGCUGAGUACCGAAGAGCUUGCCGCAGCAAUCUUACUUGACCCGGAAAGUGACGAAAGAGAUAAAAUCAACCCCGUGCUCAAGAAGGAGGAUAUUCUCGAUCUCUGCGAGAAUCUCCUGACUCUGCAAAAAUGGGAGUCAGGCCGUGCCAAGGGAUAUGCAUGGGCUUUCUGCCACUUGUCCGCGAGAGAGGACUUCGAAAAAAGAAAAUUCAAUGAGCUUCAAUCGCAUAGAUUUGUGGCAAUGGCAUGUUUGAAAUACCUCACGACGAUAGACUGCGAUGAAGUUGACAUGAAGAUGCCACAUCGAGAUUGGCCAAUCGCAACUUAUAUCAGAAUUGCCGGUCUUCAACACGUUGUGACACAAGAAAAGAUUCAUGCAUUAGAGAGUGACAGAUUCAUGGUCCUUUUGAAACGCUUUUUUGGAUCUAUGCAGAGUGGGAGUCACGCAUACCAGGCCUGGGCCUCCAAGUUGGACUUUGGGCAAAACAAGAGAUUGUCCUCUCCCGUCUUUGCACUGUGUGCAUUCGGAUUUUACAAUCUUCUAUCCGACUGGCGUAAGGAUCCUGAAUUUGAUCUCAAUGGUUGCAAUGGCUGUGGGGAAUGCCUCUUGUCGUUCGCCAUCGAUUCCAGAGCGGAACCCAUUUGGCGCUUCUUGCUUUCCAAGAACGUCAACCUCGAGAAUGGUUACCUCCGGCCUUUACAUUGUGCCAUUGAGUCCAAUGACCUGGAACCCUUUGACGCUCUCAUUGCGGCCGGGGCUGAUGUUGACGUUGUCGGGGUUGGCGGUCGAUCUGCACUCAUGUUGGCUGUAGGGCUCGUCGCUCGUAGACCUAGACCUACAACGCCCCUGGAUCUAACCUUUGUGAAACGCUUGUUGGACGAAGGGGCUAAUCCAAACUUGGAAACCGUCGGUGGAAACGCCCUUAAGUAUGCCAUGUUGAUAAGAGGAAGCGAUCUUAUCGAGAUGCUCUUGGAGGCGGGCGCGAAACCUCCUCGAAUACUGUGCGCGUUGUUUGAAGCCGUCCGAGACGAUAAUGCUCCUUUGGUCCGACUUUGGAUUAGGAAAGGUGGCACUGCGAAGUAUCUCAACCGUAUCAGUCAGAUCUCAGAAGUAACACGGAUCUCUUGGUCUUCCUCAGGCAUCACGCCAUUCCGUUUGAGCAACGACAGACCUGAGGCCAGCCUCACUUUACUGCAGGAGGCUGCAGAGUUUUCCUCAAUGGACGUGGUUAAAUUUUUGCUGGAUGCUGGCGCUGAAGUGAACAUGGUGGUAGAUUCCAGAUGGGGUACGGCUUUAGCAGCGGCAGUGACCAAAUCUUUCCGCGAUCGCCAUGACAACUUGAAGCUUCUGCUGGCGGCUGGCGCUGAUGCGAACCUGAACGAUGGGCUACGCAGCCCCCUAACCUUGGCAGUGGCCAAUGGUGAUAUAAAGGCUGCCCAGAUAUUACUAGAUGCCGGGGCGAAGCCUAACCAGGUUUUCCCCGGUUGGAUGGAUGCGAAAAUCACCACUCCCGCGGACUUUCGUCUCAGUCAGCUGCGUACCAAAGUGGCUCCGACGGCUCUUUGUGGUGCUGUAGCCAGCAGUAUCGAUGCUCUCGUUGAGUUGCUCUUGAAGGCUGGGGCGGACCCCAACCUGGGCCCUCACCGCGACUGCACCGAAUCCUCGAGCCCGUAUUUCAGGUAUUCUUGGCGAGGUUCUGUGCAAACUUCUAGUCCAUGGGUCAAAAUGGGAGAAAGAAAUCAAUGGCUAAGUCCCCCCCUCAUCGCCACCAAGAACAAUGAUAUUGGUCUUUCCAAGAUUCUCUUGCGCGCCGGGGCUGACCCGAACGCCAUCCCUGGGGGUAAUUCCUCUAUCAGCCCACUCGCUGUGGCUGCAUUCAACGGGUUUUUGGACCAUUGCAAGCUCUUGAUCGAUGCUGGGGCCAAUCUCAACCUACCACCCCAUGCAUGCUUUCGAAACGUGUUGUUUGCCGCCACCUCUGGAUGCGAACACUUCAAGGCACGGUCGAUUUCACAUUGGACAUAUGAUGCUGAAUACAAUCUUUCCCCUGAGUUCAGAUUCAGCGAAGCAGCGUAUGCCGCGGCGAUUUUACUGUUUAUGCAGAAGGGCAUGGAACUCCCAAUGCCGAUUUACUCGAGCAUUCGCACUGUGGCCUUUGGUUACUAUCGGAGAGCAGGAGAAUCCUUCCACGCGGGGUCGAUUUGUGCAUUCCACCCGAGCGGCCAGUUCGACCAGUUCAAAAGUCUAGCUCCUGAAUGGUUUCGUAUUCUAUGGGCUCUCGAGACGAGUCCCUCGCCCCGACUUCCUCUCCGCUCAAGACUUGAGCGGUGUGGAUUUCCCCGACCUCUCCCUCGUUCUUUGCUUCUCGUCCUGAGGUUCAGAUCUCCCGCGAAGCAGCGGAUUGCGUGGGCCGCAACCAUCGCGAUCAACGGCGAGUGUUCGACUUCUGGAUUUGGAAAGUAUAGAGUUCAGCUACGCCAAAGAUAG